GAUCUCCUCGUUCGUGAUAUUCGUGACUCUUAAGCACCACAUCGAGUCACCGAACAUUCACUUUAAUUGACUUGACUUGACUCAUCCUUGGUACUUGACUCAUCCUUGGUAGUCGUCUCGCCUCAAUCUGCUGGUCCAGAAAGACAUGCGGUGGCUGUGAGAGCGUUAGGAGCGGGGACUUUCGCUGCUUAGAGCUUAAUCAGCUUGAGUGAGUUUGCCCGCGCCUUCUUUGCGGUAACGGCACAUUACAAUAGCAAACAUCAUGAGUGACUUGGAUAAAGCCAUUGCGCAGCUCAGAGCUUGUCGACCGAUCCCCGAAGCUCAGGUCCGCGAGCUCUGCUACAAGGCACGCGAGCUUCUUAUCGAAGAAGGAAAUGUGGUUUCGGUCGAUGCGCCAGUGACAAUAUGCGGUGAUAUUCAUGGGCAAUUCCAUGAUUUGAUGGAGUUGUUCAGAGUGGGCGGCGACGUACCCGAUACAAACUAUCUUUUCAUGGGUGAUUUCGUAGACAGAGGAUUUUAUUCACUCGAAUCGUUUCUACUAUUGCUUUGUUUGAAAGUCAGAUACCCCGACCGUAUUACGUUGAUCCGAGGAAACCACGAAUCGAGGCAGAUUACAACCGUUUAUGGCUUUUAUGACGAAUGUAUCCGCAAAUACGGGAGUGCGAAUGUAUGGCGCUACUGUUGCGAAGUGUUUGAUUAUCUAGCACUGGGAGCUUUGGUUCUUGGCGCAAGUUCAGAGCUUGAACCGACGACUCGAGUGGAAAACUCACAGAUAGACGGCGAGUUGGAGACGGAGGUGCUAAAUGCGAAUGGCGAAGUUACCUCCAUGUCUUAUCGACCUCGAUAUCGAUCAUCAUCAGACGCUUCAACGGAUACAAGAGAUAUUUCACCUCCCAGGGAUAUAUCUGCUGCCCCCGGUAAUACUCCAUCUAGGGCCGGACCCGCCGGUACAGGAGCAUCGGGCAGCAGCUCGGGGAGCUAUGGUACAACAGCAGGCGCAGUACUCUGUGUCCACGGAGGGUUGUCACCGUUAGUAGACAGCGUUGAUAAGAUUCGUCUCCUUGACCGGAAACAAGAAGUGCCUCACGAAGGUGCCAUGUGCGAUCUUCUAUGGUCUGAUCCGGACGAAAUCGAAGGAUGGGGUUUAAGUCCUCGAGGCGCAGGAUUCCUCUUUGGCGGUGACAUUGUCAAACACUUCAAUCACAAAAAUGAUCUUUCCCUCAUUGCUCGCGCACAUCAACUUGUUAUGGAAGGUUAUAAGGAGAUGUUCGAUGGGGGUAUUGUCACUGUCUGGUCAGCACCAAAUUAUUGUUAUCGAUGCGGUAAUGUCGCGGCUAUAUUGGAGCUUGGGGAAGACGCUAGCAAUGGUGGCACAAUCGCACGUACCAAUGGAGAUAUUGGACGAAGUAAUGGUGUGCUACACAGUGAUAUGGGUAAACAUAUUCUAGGUCCUGGUCGACGGUACAGGGUCUUUGAAGCGGCGGCGCAAGAUACUAGAGGCAUGCCAGCCAAGAAGCCAGUCGCCGAUUAUUUUCUGGCAAGUUACCCCCUACUCUCUCCACAAAUAUUCUAUCCAAUGCUAACUUUAUACGAAAAUCAGUGAUUUAUCUGACGAAAUCCUGCUCCUAUACAUGAUUGCAUUUGAUACAUUCUUGAUUCUAGUGUCAUGAGAUUUUGUUUGGCUUUCGGUUCAUUGCUCUAGAUACGCUCAAAGAUACCUUAUCCUAUGUACUAUUCAUUCUGCAUUGUUUCAAUCAAUAUCCAAAGAGAAAUUUGAUACCUCGUUGAUUACUCAAUAUUCCCAUACGGCUAAAGCUUCUCCCUCAGAUCAUUACUUCCAUUCUAAACAAUAUUUGCCUCAGCAAACACUUUCUUCACGUUCUCACGACGCAAUCUCGUAGCAAUUUGCAAAGGCGUCCUUCCACUGAUAUCUCUCACAUCAGGGUUUGCCCCCGCUUUCAACAAAAUCCUCACAGCGCCAGCGUGUCCCACAUGCGAAGCUUGAUGCAACGCCGUACCACCCCUGGAACCCCUCGCAUUUAGGUCUGCUCCUUGCUGGAUAAGGAGCGUCAAUAGUUUAUCGUUACCUGACGAUGCUGCUGCUACCAGGGGCGUGUAACCUAGUGCAUCACGUUCAUCCACAUUCCCUCCUUGAUCCAAGAAAAGUUUCACCAUCUCCUCAUUUCCUAGAUGGACGGCCAUUUUGAGGACGGGUUGUACCAUGAUAUUUGGCCGGAAGGUAGAUGCUCCUUUCUCAAUAAGCGCUUUGGCAGAUACUAGGUCGUCCUGCUCAACCGCUAUAUGGAGUGGGGUAUACCCUCUGCUAUCUUGUGCAUUGAUAUUGGGUACUCCCUUUUCCAGUAGGGACUUUACGACAUCAUGCUGACCUCUUGCGAUGGCUUCGUGUAGAGGUGUACUAGGUCCCAAGAGACUCAAGCCCGCCAGCUGGAGCAAAGGGUUAGCUGCUUGGGGUGGAGGCUGCUGAAUACCAAUGGCUUCGUUGAUAGUAGUUGUUUUCCAGAUUUGACGUGCCGAGAUGACAGAAAGCAACUCCUUUGCGUAUGCAGCUGCCACGGAGGCUGCAUAUGGUUGCCAGAGACCUGACUUGUGGGAAUCGGUGUAAUCACUUAUACCACGUAUGACCAGGCAGGGAAAUUGGUCCAUUAGACCGGCGGCUUCCAUCUCAAAGCAGAGAAUGCCUGGGUCUUCUUGGGCGAGAAGAUCUCUCAUCCUCGCAUCUCGCAUUAGUUGAUUGCCCGAUGCGAUGAUUCCAUAAUGGACGCGCGGGUCUGUCGUCUUUCGGUCUGGUUGAGGGACCAGUCUCCGCUUAUCACACAUUUUACACGGUCCAUCAUUAUCAUUAUCAACUCCAGUUGAGACAUGUUCGUACUCCCGCUCGAAGAGUUCAUCAAAUUCUUUCCCGGGAUACGAGAACGUCUUCAUGCUAGGAUACUUCUGGGUGAUCUGCGACAGAAAAUUAGGAAUCUGCGUAAACCCCAUCAUAUGAUCAGCCUGCAGCUCCGAUACAGCCGUCAACAAGACCUGCGGGGGUUUGUUCAAUGAUCCAGUUCGUUGAAACAAGCCGUUACCCAGACUCUUUCCAAGGUCAUAUUGCAGGACUCCCCCGGAACUAUUCGUAGGCUUGCUCACGACAACGUCACCGAGUCGAAUGGGAUCAUUCUUGUCACUAUGUCGACCAGGUACACCACCUCCAAUUCCAACCAUGAGUCCGAAUUUGAUGGAUGGGAAUGUAUGCAACAUGCUUGAUGCAACAGUGGCAGCAGAUGUGGUCCCGUGAACACCAGAUGGGAGGCAAGCGAUGGCAAUGUUGUGUCCGUUUAUUGAUCCUAAACAAUACGAAUUAUGGUCAUUGGAUGCUUGGGGUAGUUUGGGGUGAAUCUCGUCUAGCAUGGCUUUGGCUGCCGCCAUCUCGAUGGGGAGAGCACAUAUCCAACCUACCGUGUACUCGGACACGGUCUUUUCGUUGGACAUUUUGUGUAUGUUGGUUUAUAUGAGCAGGGGCAAGUUGACAGC
This is a messenger RNA of Talaromyces stipitatus ATCC 10500, 3534 nucleotides long. RefSeq names its product serine/threonine protein phosphatase, putative. Gene Ontology annotation, cellular component: nucleus; cytoplasm. Lineage: Eukaryota; Fungi; Ascomycota; Eurotiomycetes; Eurotiales; Trichocomaceae. The record is from RefSeq and is a predicted model, not a curated record. Gene Ontology annotation, biological process: double-strand break repair via homologous recombination; peptidyl-serine dephosphorylation. The transcript is spliced from 2 exons. Bases 263 to 1603 code for a protein of 446 amino acids. Gene Ontology annotation, molecular function: protein serine/threonine phosphatase activity.